Molecule: messenger RNA, 490 nt
Organism: Dentiscutata erythropus
Lineage: Eukaryota; Fungi; Glomeromycota; Glomeromycetes; Diversisporales; Gigasporaceae
Source: the annotation of a GenBank genome assembly
ACAAACUGCCUUUUUUUCGUCUACUACUACAUUAUUUGAUAAAUACCUUGAAAAUUCGCGAAUGAUAGCCAACGAUAAACUUGGGAAACGAGGUGACCUAUCAACCAACCCAUUCAAAAAUGACAUCCUUCCUAAUGUAGAUGGCGUUAGCUUUCCGGGGGGAUACAUUCUUCCAAAUAUCAGUGAGAAGGAACUCUUAGACAAAAAAUUUAAUAUCAGAAACUUUAAAGGAAUUUCAGACCAGGUCCAAGCAUUCUUAAUUGACCUACACAAGAAUUUACAUUUCGAUGAAGGUACGGAGGUCUCUGAAACAGAUGCGCUGGUAAAUAAUCUGUUGGUUCAAAUUGUUGGUUUGCAUCGUUAUCCAUUGAAAGUAAGAUGGCAUCCACGAUGCAGAUUGUAUAUCGCAAGUGAAGCUUAUAUGACAGCAAAAUCUGAAUUCAUUAUUAACAAUAUUAACAAAGAGAAUUUUUCUUUGAUUGUGGUAGAG